Capsaspora owczarzaki ATCC 30864 is the source of this 4016-nucleotide messenger RNA. RefSeq lists its product as hypothetical. The record is from RefSeq and is a predicted model, not a curated record. The transcript has a single exon. NCBI's taxonomy places the organism in Eukaryota, Filasterea, Ministeriida, Capsasporidae. The annotation marks the transcript as partial. Gene Ontology annotation, molecular function: protein binding.
AUGGGCACGGCCGCCUCGUUGCCGUCGCACAGCCAUGCCUCGACCGCCCCGGCCGACAGGAUCUUUCCCGACCACGUCCUCAGCCGGUUUGUUUCACAAGACAACAACGGUUCGUUGUCGUCCCUUGCCGGGUAUUUCAAGCUGUUUCUCGCGAUGGAAACGUCCAUUCCUGCUUUUGGCACGUGGCGCAGCCUGGACCAUCCCACCUACCUGUACUUGUACAGCGCCGUGAUUGCAGCGACCAAGGCCGAGCCGUGGCUGGCCUCGGUUGCCACCGAAAUUGAAUCUGCAGACUUGCUACCGGCAACAACGCCAUCAAACACGUUGGUGGAGGCGGUGAAAAGCAUGCUUUCGUUGAUCGAUGCGCGCAUUUCCAUGCAGCUGCGGCGAUUACUCACCAGCGCCCACGGCACUGUCGGCGAGACAUUCCCCAUGGUCGAAGUCCCUUGGGCCAUCAUGCGCAUUUCGAUUCGCAAGAUUAUGACCCACACCGCCAACGGUGCCUUUGUGUCUCCCGUCACAACGUACGUUAUCCCCAUCAUCUCCUUUGAAGAGAAGAUUGCCGCGCUCUCCGAGCUUCGACCGGUUGUAUACACUCCCUGGUUCCAAUCCCCCAAACCCCAAGACCGCCUGUUUGUCAGCACACUCAACAUUGUGGCGAGCCUGCUGUUUCACCCUUACGGCUCGCUGUUUGAGCAGCGUGUCAAUCCUGAGCGCUACCGAAUUGCCGACUACGGAGCCGUGGUCGUCUCUCCCAUGGAUUUCGGCACUGUUUUGCAUCGCCUCGUCGAAGGGCACUACGCACGGCCGGUCGAUUGCGUCAGUGAUCUUGUGUUGACACUGGCCAAUUGUCGCCUGUACAACAUCAAUCCUCACCAGUAUCACAUUGUUGCUGCCGUAUUACAAGUCGGCCUCCAGUCCAUGAUUGAGAUGCAAUUCGGGUCGGCCGACCAUGCCAUGUUUUCCAACUUUGCAGCAAGUGUCCCCGAGUUGCAGAAUCUUUUGAUGAACACGCCGGCGCAAGCUGAGGCACAUGCAUUUCUUCAAGCGCAGCCGACCUUGGCCCAGCACCAAGCCUCCCACCAGCAUACCCACCAGCAUGCUCACCAGCAUACUCAACAGCAUACUCACCAGCACGACCAUCAACAAAACCAGCACCAUCCGUCCACCAGCACCACCUCAACAAACCCACCAACAACCAGCUCGUCCUCGUCGCCGUCGUCGUCGUCUCAUUCGCACAGUUCUUCAAAACGAGGCAAUUCAGCAACCGUCUAUUACACAUUGAAUCGUCCAUUGCCUCGGGAGCCGCUCUUUUCCGGCGUUGCCUCCGCAGCAAGCGAGAGCGGCGUCGUGGAUGAAGCCGACGCGAACGUUGCCCUCACCACCAAUGCCUAUGUGGACAAUUGGAAGCUGGCGCAUGCAGUCAGCGUCCUGUGCAACACUGCAUCCGACGCGGUUGUGCUUGCUCGGUCAAUGACUGCGCCGUUUCACCUGGCUGAUACGUUGACUGCCAUCACAUUCCGGCUCUUCCAGCUGCGCCUGCCAGAGAUGGCGGUUGCCACUCCAGUCAGCCAAAUCAAGGCAGAGCUCGCUUCAAUCAUCCUGGCCGCGCAGCGCUCGGUUCCGCUUGAAACCUUGCCGGUCAACUUUUCGAUACACUGGCCGCAAGCCCGUGCUUCGUCUGUCAAAAUUGACGCUCUCAACCACUUGCUCGCGUGCAUUGAAACGGUCGCACAUUCGCCAAGCUUUGCGAGCUCCAUUUCUCACGAAGGAUCAAUCGUCUCGCCUGCUUCGCAUUUCGCUCGCGCACAAAGCGCCCUCCUGGGCAGUAGUCUUUUGCGGUGUUUUGCCACUCAAUUAUCAAGCUCGGGCUCGGGCCUUGUAACCGCCUGGCUUGAGGCUGUACGCGGCGUCGAGCUCGCUCUCUCGCUGACCUUGCUGCCAAAGGCCAUCAACUUCCGCAACUGGCUCGGCUGCACACCGUUGAUGCGGGCUGCGUCAAGCUCGACUGCUGCCGUGAUUGAGCAGCUCGUGACUGCGGGCGCCAAGCCGAUCUGCUUUUCCGAAAAAAACUAUGCCAGCUCACGUCAGCCCAUUUCCUCUGCCCUGGCUCUUCCUGGAGGCUCGACUGAAAAUUUGCGUGCAUUGUUGACCCUGUCGCGUACCUAUGUUCUCGCCCUUCUGUCUGAGCGCUGCCACACACCACCGGUGGUCCCAAUGGAUACGACGGAGGGUUCAGACGUGCAAGUUGGCAGCAUGCGGGCCCCACGGGCCAGUUCACCGAUGCGACAACCGGCAAGCCACGCUCCAUCUUCGUCACCGCGAACUCCAUCGCGAUCUGGACGACCGCAAGCGAUCAGCAGCAAUGCCGCUUCAUCCACAGCGCCUGCCGCCCCUUCUCCAGCAGCAAAGCGUCCUCGCUCUCGUUCGGCGUCGCCGUCACCGCGAUCUCGCUCACACUCGCCCGUCCCUGCGUCCGUGCCAUCAUCUUCCACCACCGCAGCAGCAUCAGCGCCAACCGCGCAGGCUCCCGUCCCUGCUAUGACAACGGACAAUCUGCACUCAAAGCGUCACGUGCGCUUGCUCACCAACGAUCUCCAAGGCCUGCGAGCGUCGGGCCGGGAUGCUGGCCGACUCGUGUUGCACGCCGAGCGGGAUCGAGCCAUUUUGGCUGUCCUGUCGGCCAGCUUCCGAAGCAUCGUCACGCGCCUCACCUCCAAGUCAGCCAUCCAAAGCCUCAUCUUCCGCUUGCAGCAGGGCAUCGCCCUGUUGGAGGCAGUCACGGAAACGAAAGAGUUUGCGACAGUGCUCCAAGGUGCACUCCUCGAUGCUUCGCGAAAGUGGAAUAUCGACGCGAUCGCCGCCCUGCUCAGCUGCUUCCAUCCGCACUCUGCGUCCGCUUCGAAAGCGGGGGGAGCCGUCCCGAGUUCCAUCACUGCCGCCCUUCCUGACAAUUUGCCGGGUUCAGUGUAUGUUGAAGCGUUGAACGCUGCCAUUCGCGGGUUUUCAGUCAACUCGGCUGCCCGUUGCCAGCCAGGACACAUGGAGAUUGUAGCCUUGGUCGAUGCAGCCCUCCUCGAUUUCAUGCUCCCUUCGCCGCCGGCAACAGCCCUUCCGCUGUCCAGCAACGGCUCGACGAGCAAUCCUCUGUCGACGACGUCGUCUUGCGCAAGACAGCGCGUUGAAAUGUCGGCCUGCUCGCAGGCCAUUGUGCUCUUGCUGCGAGCUGCGAAUGCUGGCUCAGAGUCAAAGAGUCAGCUGGAACAAGAGGUCGCGCGCCUUGCUGCCACUGUGACGCUGGACAUUCGCAACCCGACGAUGCUCAAGUCGCUCUUGACGAUUGGUCCCGUGACUUGCGUCGACGGCUGGCAUCUCGUCGGGGAUUUGUUGCCCCUUUACACGCAGCAUCCGCUUUCGCGCGUGUCUGCCAAGAUGAUUCGCCUCAUCCUGCAGUUUUGUCAUGCAUACAUUUCGGCCCCGCCGUUGAUCGACUCCAUCUUCAAGUGGAGUCCGAUGCUUCCGCGUCUGUACCAUCUUCACAAGUUGCUUUUGGAAACGGGAGAGCGCGUGGUGCAUCGCCGGGAUCGACAAGCAGCAGCUGCCGCCGCCGCGGCUGCAGCAAAUCCUACUGCGCACAACAGCCGUCGCACCGCCUUCGCCCAGUCCUGGCCCUUGUCCGAGCAAAGCUGGAGCUUUUCGACUGUUUCGUGGCAGCUCUCAAACACGAGCACCCGGAUGCACCACGCCGAUCCAAUCAUUGAGGACAUUCUCGGCAGCAAUCCCCCGCCUGCCUUCGGCUCCGCAGCCGGUUUUGAUCGGAACAAUGGCGAUCCGGAUCUCGCCCCAGACGACCCGUUUGGCGAGCAAGUUUACAAGUCGUUCGUGAAUGUCUCCAACGCUGUCCACGACGUCAAGUUUGAUGGCAUUUGGAAGAGCAUCCGCAAACUCCUUGUGGGGCUUGGCGUGGAGGUCGUGGCUGACGCUGCAUUCGAAGUCUACGAGGUCUGGCGUGUCGA